Malania oleifera is the source of this 3872-nucleotide messenger RNA. Its product is annotated as exocyst complex component SEC5A-like. Gene Ontology annotation, biological process: Golgi to plasma membrane transport; exocytosis. The record is from RefSeq and is a predicted model, not a curated record. Lineage: Eukaryota; Viridiplantae; Streptophyta; Magnoliopsida; Santalales; Ximeniaceae. Gene Ontology annotation, cellular component: exocyst. Bases 280 to 3591 code for a protein of 1103 amino acids. The transcript has 21 exons.
AGGUGGUAUAAUCUCCAACACAGAAGGUUCCUAUCGCGAAGACAAUUCAAUAUGAGCGAAAGGUAUAAGCGAUCACACCGUAGCCUCCCUCUCCUAAAGCUCUUCACGUUCGAGCUUCACCCCCUGCCCUGUUUCUGUUCCCGUCUCCUCACUGCAACAUUCCAUUCUAUUCAAAAUCAUCAUUAAUUGUAAUCAUCACUCGCCAGAUCUGAACUCCCAAUUACCCAACCAAAAAGAAAAGUGUAAUCAACAAGAAAUUUGAACAUAUUCAAUUGAGAAAUGUCGAGCGACAGCGACGACAUGGACGAGGACGAGCUCCUCCAGAUCGCGUUGAGAGAGCAAGCGCAGCGCGAUCUGAACUACCACAAGCCCCAGUCUUCGCGGCCGUCGAAGCCGGUGGUCAACUACGUCCAGCCGCCUCCGCCGCCUCCGUCGCAGUCUCGCUUCGCUAAAGAGCAUCAGAGGGGCAGUGCAGCGCAGAAGAACCCUAGCUCCAUGCAGAAAGCGCGGCGUGUUGUGGAUGAGGACGAUGAUUCGGAAGUGGAGAUGCUCAGCAUUUCUUCUGGGGACGACGACGACUCGUCCAAGGACCGAGGGUAUGCGGGGAAGAGUAGACCCGGGAGGGCAGGGAGGGAGGACAGUAUCGGGGAUAAGGGGUGGGAUGGGGACGAGCCGAAUUGUUGGAAGCGGGUUGAUGAAGCUGAGCUUGGUCGUAGGGUUCGUGAGAUGCGGGAGACAAAGGCAGUGCCUGUGGCUCAAAAGUUUGAGCGUAAGACAUCUUUGCCUGGUAGAAAGGGCCUUAACAAUUUACAGUCCUUCCCUCGGGGUAUGGAGUGCGUCGAUCCACUAGGAUUGGGGAUAAUAGACAACAAAUCAUUAAGGUUGAUCACUGAUACAUCUGAAAGCUCUCCAUCUAAGCUUGAUAGAGAUGUUCAAGAUAGCAAUCUUCGCGAGAAAUUGAUAUAUUUCUCGGAGAAAUUUGAUGCGAAGCUAUUUCUGUCCCGAAUACACCAAGAUACAACUGCAGCAGACCUGGAGGCUGGUGCUCUUGCUUUGAAAACUGAUCUUAAAGGGCGAACACAGCAGAAAAAACAAUUGGUGAAAGAAAACUUUGAUUGCUUUGUCUCUUGCAAAACUACAAUUGAUGAUAUUGAAUCGAAGUUGAGACGAAUUGAAGAGGACCCUGAAGGUUCAGGAACUUCUCACUUGUUCAACUGUAUUCAAGAAGUUAGUUCCUUGGCAAAUCGUGCUUUUGAGCCUUUAUUUGAGAGACAGGCUCAAGCUGAGAAGAUCCGGUCUGUCCAAGGAAUGCUUCAGAGGUUCCGAACACUAUUUAACUUGCCUAGCACAAUUCGUGGGAGCAUUAGCAAGGGCGAGUACGAUUUGGCUGUUAGGGAGUACAGAAAAGCAAAAUCAAUUGCCUUGCCUUCUCAUGUGGGAAUAUUGAAACGUGUUCUUGAGGAGGUUGAAAAAGUAAUGCACGAGUUCAAAGGCACGCUUUACAAGUCUAUGGAAGAUCCUCAAAUAGAUCUUACUAGUCUUGAAAACACCGUGAGGCUGUUGUUGGAGCUGGAGCCUGAAUCUGAUCCUGUGUGGCACUAUUUAAAUAUACAGAAUCACAGAAUCCGAGGUUUGCUCGAAAAAUGCACCUUGGAUCAUGAGGCAAGGAUGGAAACCUUGCAUAAUGAAAUACAUGAAAAAGCCUUGUCUGAUGCAAAGUGGAGGCAAAUUCAACAAGAUUCAAGUCAAUCUUCAGAUGCUGACUAUUCUACACUUGGGAACUCCCAUCUGCUGGUAGAUUCACAGCCAGUAGACUUGACUGGUGAAGAUGUUGAUGCUCUUCGGGGAAGGUAUAUCCGGAGGUUGACUUCUGUUAUUAUCCAUCACAUACCAGCCUUCUGGAAAGUAGCGUUGUCUGUUUUCAGUGGGAAAUUUGCCAAGUCUUCCCAGGUCUCUGCUGAACCAAAUACCAAUAUUUCUGCAAAUAAACCUGAUGAAAAAAUUGGGGAUGGAAAGUACUCCAGUCAUUCACUUGAUGAAGUUGCUGGAAUGAUUCGCAGUACUUUAUCUGCAUAUGAAGUUAAGGUCCAAAAUACAUUUCGCGAUCUUGAAGAAUCAAAUAUUCUUUGCCCAUACAUGAGCAAUGCCAUUAAAGAUAUAUCUAGAGCAUGCCAAGCUUUUGAAGCAAAGGAAUCAGCUCCUUCUAUAGCUGUUAUGGCUCUGCGGAUGCUUCAUUCUGAGGUUACAAAGGUUUACAUACUCAGGCUUUGCUCAUGGAUGCGAGCAUCUACAGAGGAGAUAUCAAAAGAUGAAUCAUGGGUCCCAGUAUCUAUCCUUGAAAGAAACAAAUCUCCAUACACUAUCUCUUUCUUGCCAUUAGCAUUCCGUUCAGUUAUGACUUCAGCAAUGGAUCAGAUCAAUCUGAUGAUUCAAUGUUUAAAGAGUGAGGUUACAAAGUCAGAAGAUAUAUUUAUGCAGCUUCAAGAAAUUCAAGAAUCUGUCAGACUUGCAUUUUUGAACUGUUUCCUGGAUUUUGCUGGUCAUCUAGAGCGUCUUGGAGGUGAGCUUGCUCAAAACAGAUCAAGCAAAGAAAAUUCACAUUUGCAAAAUGGAUUUUCUCAUGAGGCAGAAGAAAAAUCAUCUGAUCUUUUCCUGGGAAGUGUUACUGAUCCACAUCAACAAUUGUUGAUGGUAUUAAGUAAUAUUGGAUAUUGUAAAGAUGAACUUUCUCAUGAUUUAUACAAGAAGUACAGACAUAUCUGGCUGCAUUCUAGGGUAAAAGAUGAAGAAGAUAGCGAUAUACGAGAUUUAGUAUUGUCUUUCACUGGGCUUGAAGAGAAGGUCCUUGGCCAGUAUACAUUUGCAAAGGCUAAUUUGAUUAGAACAGCUGCUAUGAACUAUUUGUUGGAUGCUGGAGUUCAAUGGGGAGGAGCACCUGCUGUCAAGGGUGUGCGUGAUGCUGCUGUGGAGUUACUGCACACAUUAGUAGCUGUACAUGCUGAGGUCUUUGCUGGAGCUAAGCCCUUGCUUGACAGAACGCUCGGUAUCCUCGUGGAAGCCCUGAUUGAUACUUUUCUGAGUCUUUUCCAUGAAAACAAAACCAAGGAUCUUAGAUCAUUGGAUGCAAAUGGUUUCUGUCAGCUGAUGCUUGAGCUUGAAUAUUUUGAAACCAUAUUAAAUCCAUAUUUUACACCUGAUGCAAGAGAGUCACUGAAAUCUUUACAAGGGGUUCUGUUGGAGAAAGCCACAGAGGGUGUGUCAGAGUCUGUUGAGAGUAUGGGGCAUCAGCGGCGGUCAACUCGAGGGAGUGAAGACGCACUUACAGAUGAAAGACAGCAAGGAAUGACCAUCUCACCAGAUGACUUGAUUGCUCUUGCGCAGCAGUGUAGCUCUGAGAUACUUCAAGGAGAGCUUGAAAGGACUCGAGUCAACACAGCAUGUUUUAUGGAGUCAAUUGUACUAGACUCGGUUCCCGAAUUUGCAAAGGCUGCUUAUACGUCCUUUAGAAGUCCGAUGGACUCUCCCAGCCGAAAUUAUAGGGGCACACAAUCCAUCAGUUCCCCAAGUUUUUCCAGGCAUAGACGUAGAUGAAUUUAGUAAUCAGAUGCGUGCUUGUUGACUUGGCCCCAUAUUUGUUUGUGCAGUUGUAUUGUGUUAAUAAUUUCCAAUUUUGAUUAGUGAGGUUCUUGUAAUCAUAAUUAUUUUUCAUCACAAUCUGUGUCCCUUGUUUGUGCUGCCCCGCUGUGUGCGCUCCGGAACUCUGUUUGCUGAUUCAUUAAACUUGGAACUCCUGGGAUAUUUUAGGAUCAAUUCUUAAAGUGUAAAUGUUGGCUUUUAUAAAUUAUUACAAAGACACGCAGUUAAUUGUUUGA